This is a messenger RNA of Helobdella robusta, 1177 nucleotides long. RefSeq lists its product as hypothetical. Gene Ontology annotation, molecular function: protein serine/threonine kinase activity; ATP binding. Lineage: Eukaryota; Metazoa; Annelida; Clitellata; Rhynchobdellida; Glossiphoniidae. The record is from RefSeq and is a predicted model, not a curated record. The coding region runs from base 65 to 1177 and encodes 370 amino acids. Gene Ontology annotation, biological process: intracellular signal transduction; peptidyl-serine phosphorylation. The transcript is spliced from 11 exons.
UUUUGAUUUUUUCAUCUAUUCCACUGUCACUUCUUGUGUCGUUCCAAGAUUUUAUGCUAGCAAAAUGGCCUCUCAUACAAAGAAGAAGCGAUCAGAUUUUAUAUUUGGUAUACUUAUUGGGGAGGGAUCUUUUUCUACGGUUUAUCUAGCCAAAGAGAUUAAUACUAACAGAGAAUGUGCAGUGAAAGUUCUAGAAAAAAGUCACAUAUUGAAAGAGAAGAAAGAAAAAUAUGUUACCCGAGAGAAAGAUAUCUUGCUGAAAAUUAAUCAUCCAUUUUUCAUUAAAUUGUAUUUCACAUUUCAAGAUGAAGGAAACCUAUAUUUUGGAUUAAGCUAUGCAAGCAAUGGACAAUUGCUGGAUUACAUUAAAAAGUUGGGGAAAUUUGAUCUAGAAAUUUCUAGAUAUUAUUCUGCAGAAAUAGUGCUAGCUCUAGAAUAUUUGCAUUCAAUUAAUAUUAUACACAGAGAUUUGAAGCCAGAAAACAUCUUGAUGAAUGAGGGCAUGCACAUACAAAUAACUGACUUUGGAUCAGCCCGCAUUCUUUCAGAGGAGGAUUUGAAAGAUAUUGAUGAGUCUACGACCUCUGAAAAGAAUUUGUCUGUUGAAGAAGAAACUGCUCAUGCCCCAGCAACUGUGGAGCGAUCAUUCACAAGGAGACAUUCAUUUGUUGGGACAGCUCAAUAUGUAUCACCCGAAGUCCUCAACAGUAACUUUUCAUGUUUCAGUUCAGAUUUGUGGGCGUUAGGUUGCAUGGUGUAUCAAUUCCUCACUGGCCUCCAUCCAUUUACAGGACGUCACGAGUACGAGAUAUUUCAACGGAUACUGAGACUGGAAUACAAGAUGCCCGAUGAUUUGGAUGAUUGCUCCAAAGAUUUCAUAGAAAAGAUAUUGGUUCUCGACAGAAAGAAAAGAUUGGGUUGCAAGGAGAUGGGUGGUUAUAACUCACUGAAAUCACAUCCCUUCUUUGCAGAUAUAAAAUGGGAAGAACUCGUAACUUGCACCCCACCCCUCCAACCUGGCAAUCAGGGCAGCAGUUUUGAGAAUGGCACGAAGGAUUGUGAGGAGGAUGAGUUCGCAAAGGAAAUAACCUAUCGAAAUAACAUUCCUUAUAAAUUUAUUGACGUCAUAAUCGUCGGAAUUUUUUUGAGUCAAAGCGACUAUACUGUGAAAUGUUAA